AUGGAAGGUUCUGUUGAAUUUACUGCUGAUGGAAUUUUUCGCAGAUUAGCUAUCCUAUUAGCAAAGCAUAAUAUCUCUCUCAGCACAGGGGAAAGUGACGAAAUAUACAACUUAAUUGUGUAUAGCUUUUGUUUAGGCUAUACAACAUCAAAGGAGAAUGGAAAAACUGCAAUACAAGUUGGAAUGGAAAAAAUCCCUCAUUACAAGCGCGAUAAGCUCAAAGAUAUACUCAUACAGACAUCCAAAGAGAUUCACUCAAGUAUUAUGGCGCGCUUCUCUACGUUCAGCAUGCCUUACGCUAGUGUCGCUCUAGACGAAGGUACCACACAGAAGAGAUCUUUACUCGACUUUGUGUUGGAAAAUCCUUGCUUUCCAAUUCAGUCUUAUCCAGCCCAUACAGAAAGAAUGACUGGAUUGAAGACUGCCAACUACACACUCGCGAUCAAUAAUGGAUUGAAGGCAAUCCAUGAUUGUCACGUGCAGAUCGGCU
This is a messenger RNA of Trichomonas vaginalis G3, 490 nucleotides long. RefSeq lists its product as uncharacterized. The record is from RefSeq and is a predicted model, not a curated record. The annotation marks the transcript as partial. The transcript has a single exon. NCBI's taxonomy places the organism in Eukaryota, Parabasalia, Trichomonadida, Trichomonadidae.